GCUUGUCCCAGUUCUCCACAAAUUUAUCCCUGGGAUAAAUAUCUUGAUCAAAUCUGCAAUGAAUAGGUUGUGGGGGGUAGACUAGAACUUUGAGGGUUAAGCUGUGUACUUCCAUUAUAUUUUUCUCUGAUUGCGCCCCUGAAUUCUCUCCGACUCUUUCUGCUCAAGCUGUGCUUCUCUUUUCUUUUCUCUCCCUACCCAUACAUACGAAUACACAUUUGUACAAUAAACAUCAAUACGUAUAGAUGAUAAUACCCGCGUGAAUUAUCUGUGCCCGGGAGCAUUCAUAGCAAUUUUUCAAGUUUCUUGAUUGCAAAUUCCUCAAUUAUGGACGAUAGGUUUAUUGGCAAGAGUGUGUAGAAAAGGGGAGUUGGGCAAUCAGGUUUGCGAGCAGCUUUUGACUUUGUGCACUCCAAGCGGUUAUGGUUGGAGAGAUUUCGAUUAUAGUUUGGGUUCCUUAUUGCAUUGCACAAAUCUUGAAAGUUGAGCAGUGUAAAUGAAUGGUAUUGCUUGAUAUCUGCAGAGAAAGUGUGUUUUUUUUUUUUGAUUGGAAACUAGGUUUGCUUGAGGUUAAUAAAGGGUAUCGAGUGAUAGGUAAUGUGUGAGGAUUUUGCUGAUUUUGAAUUGGGAUUUUGGUUUUGGCAGCAAGGGUUUGUCUGUUUCAUUGCUUGUUAAAGAAAUUUGGUCUGUUGAGGUAAACUCCCUUGGUUGUCAGCCAGUGUUUGGCCCACUUUGGGUACUGGGAAUUAAGUUAAGGCAAGGGAUUUUCAGAGACUUUUAGGUUUUGUUUGUGCCUCAUUGGUGUUCAAGCAUAGGAGUAUCUGCUUGUGGAUCAUUUAAUAGUCCUGGUUUUUGGUUGUGUUGGUCUGCAUUUAGUGUUUUGGUUGAAGACCCUGGUUCUAGAGUAGUUUGUGGGAAAAGCUGAUAUCUAUGAGUCGAAGGGUGCGAAGGAAACUGGCAAGCAGGGGACAGGAGAAGGCAGAUAGAUUGGGGGUUGGUGAAAAUUUAAUUUUAGAUGAGAGAGGUGUGGUUGAUUGGACUAGGUUGCCUGAUGAUACUGUGAUUCAGCUGUUUUCCUGUCUGAAUUAUCGUGAUCGGGCAAGCUUGUCAUCAACAUGCCGGACCUGGAGAUCUUUGGGAAAAUCUCAGUGUUUAUGGCAGGCAUUGGAUCUUCGUGCUCACAAUUUUGAUUGUGAUGCUGCAGCUUCUCUUGCAUCUAGGUGUGGCAAUCUUCAAAAGCUUCGGUUUCGCAGUGCUGAAUCUGCAGAAGCUAUUAUACACCUUCAGUCUAAGGAUCUGCGUGAAAUUAGUGGUGAUUAUUGCCAAAAGAUUACAGAUGCUACCCUUGCUGUGAUUGCAGCUAGACAUGAAGCACUUGAAAGUUUACAACUUGGCCCAGAUUUCUGUGAAAGGAUUAGCAGCAAUGCUAUAAAAGCACUUGCAGUUUGCUGUCCUAGGUUGCGUAAACUUCGGCUUUCUGGUAUUCGAGAAGUUGAUGGAGAUGCAAUCAAUGCAUUGGCUAAGCAUUGCCAAAACUUGAUGGACGUAGGAUUUAUUGACUGUCUAAAUGUAGAUGAGGUUGCACUAGGAAAUGUUGCAUCAGUUCGCUUCCUCUCCAUUGCAGGGACAACUAAUAUAGAGUGGAAUUUGGCUUUAGAGCAUUGGGGUAAACUGCCUAACUUGAUGGGUUUAGAUGUUUCCAGAACAGAUGUAAUACCUAGUGCCGUUUCAAGGUUGUUUUCAUCCUCACAAAGCUUAAAGAUUGCAUGUGCAUUACAUUGCCCUGCACUUGAGCAAGAUGCCACCUUUGUUUCCAAUAAUAAUCACAAAGGGAAACUGCUGUUUGCCAUUUUCACAGACAUUUUUAAAGAACUAACUCCCCUAUUUGUCGAUACUCCAAAUAAAGAGAGGAAUUCUUUUCUGGAAUGGAGAAGUUUAAGGACCAAGGAAAGAAAUCUGGAAGAUAUCAUGAACUGGCUGGAAUGGGUCCUAUCCCAUUCACUUUUACGUAUUGCUGAGAGCAACCCCCAAGGUCUGGAUAAUUUCUGGCUCAAUCAUGGUGCAUAUCUAUUGCUAAGCUUGAUGCAGAGCACACAAGAAGAAGUUCAAGAAAGAGCAGCUACAGGCCUUGCAACAUUUGUUGUAAUUGACGAUGAAAAUGCUAGUAUUGAUGGUGGAAGGGCUGAAGCAGUUAUGCGAGAUGGUGGCAUACGACUUCUGCUAAACCUUGCAAGAUCCUGGCGCGAAGGGCUUCAAUGUGAAGCUGCAAAGGCUAUAGCAAACUUAUCUGUCAAUGCCAAUGUUGCAAAAGCUGUAGCAGAGGAAGGAGGCAUAAGUAUCCUAGCAAAUUUGGCAAGGUCUAGGAACAGACUAGUGGCUGAAGAGGCAGCUGGAGGACUGUGGAAUCUCUCAGUUGGUGAAGAGCAUAAGGCUUCAAUUGCUGAAGUUGGUGGCAUAAAAGCUUUAGUUGAUCUUAUCUUCAAAUGGUCUGUUAAUGACAGUGAGGGGGUUCUGGAACGAGCUGCUGGUGCACUGGCAAACCUCGCAGUGGAUGACAAAUGUAGCAUGGAAGUUGCUACAGUAGGUGGUGUACAUGCACUGAUUACCCUUGCUCAAAACUGCAAGGCUGAAGGAGUGCAAGAGCAGGCAGCUCGGGCAUUGGCCAAUCUCGCUGCCCAUGGAGAUAGCAACAGUAACAAUGCUACUGUUGGACAAGAGGCAGGAGCUUUUGAGACACUCGUACAACUUACGCGUUCUCCUCAUGAUGGUGUGAGGCAAGAAGCUGCUGGAGCAUUAUGGAAUCUUUCAUUUGAUGACAGAAAUCGAGAAGCAAUAACAGCUGCUGGUGGUGUUGAAGCUUUGGUUGCUCUUGCACAAUCUUGUUCGAAUGCCUCUCCUAGCCUUCAGGAGAGGGCUGCUGGUGCUCUAUGGGGUUUGUCCGUCUCAGAAGCAAACAGCAUUGCGAUUGGACGAGAAGGAGGUGUGGCACCACUUAUAGCGUUGGCAAGAUCUGAUGCUGAGGAUGUCCAUGAGACUGCUGCUGGAGCUCUUUGGAAUCUUGCUUUCAACCCCGGUAAUGCUCUCAGGAUAGUAGAGGAAGGGGGAGUUCCCGCCUUAGUUCAUCUAUGUUCUUCAUCACUAUCAAAAAUGGCACGCUUCAUGGCCGCAUUGGCACUGGCUUACAUGUUUGAUGGAAGAAUGGAUGAAGUUGCAGUUGUUGGGACUUCAACGGAGGGUACUUCAAAGACUCUGAACUUAGAUGGGGCUAGAAGAAUGGCUUUGAAGCAUAUUGAAGCAUUUGUACGUGCAUUUUCUGAUCCACAAGCGUUCUCUUCUGCAGCUGCAUCAUCUACCCAUGCAGCAUUGUUGCAAGUAACUGAAUUAGCUCGGAUUCAUGAAGCAGGUCAUCUUAGAUGCAGUGGCGCUGAGAUUGGAAGAUUUGUUACUAUGCUCCGGAAUCCUUCUUCUACGCUCAAGGCAUGCGCUACAUUUGCUCUUCUUCAGUUCACAAUCCUAGGUGGCCGGCAUGCAGCGCACCAUGUCAGCCUUUUGCGAGACACAGGGGCAUCGCGUGUUCUACGUGCUGUAUCAGCAUCCGCCAAUGCCCCUCUCGAAACCAAAAUCUUUGCGAGGAUUGUGCUUCGUAACCUGGAACACCAUCAGACCGAAUCUUCACUGAAAGACUAGUUCAGAAUAGCGAUAUCACCAAAUCCUAGCCAUGCAGUGCCUCCAUUUCUGGUUAGCGAUCAGAUAUCAGCAUAUUAUGGUUUCUCUUUGUAGAUUUUUACUAAGAAGACCGGAUUUUUGUUGAGGAAACACAGGCUUCUUAAAACCGAUAGUCGUUUCUGUGUUUGGUAAAUAGAUUUCGAGAUGUUUUGGCCCUUGGUUUUCUACCUUUUUCUUUGUAUCUAUUUGAUAUGGAGGUGGCAUUGGCUUACAAGGCUAAUGCCAUGAAAAUUUUUGCCAUUGAUGGAGGUGAGACUGUACAAUAUGCUAUUGGAGUGGGAUUGUAUUUUGCCUUUCUUGGUACUGUACACAUAUUAACAUUACAGAAAAUUCUGUGAUGCCCACAUUCCAGAAUUUUCUAUAAUGAAAACUUCUAUAUUGUUGUAUGACAUAACAUAAUAUGAAAUUAGAAAGUUUCUUAUUUUU
Ipomoea triloba (trilobed morning glory) is the source of this 4152-nucleotide messenger RNA. Its product is annotated as protein ARABIDILLO 1-like. Bases 931 to 3687 code for a protein of 918 amino acids. The transcript is spliced from 12 exons. The record is from RefSeq and is a predicted model, not a curated record. Gene Ontology annotation, molecular function: protein binding. NCBI's taxonomy places the organism in Eukaryota, Viridiplantae, Streptophyta, Magnoliopsida, Solanales, Convolvulaceae.